AUGUCAAAAUACCAAACAGCCCUUCAACAAAUCGACGCCGCCCACUCCGCCGACCCCCGCCAAACCCGAACCCCCACCGGCCCAAUCCCCUACGAACUACACUACGCCCAAAAAAUGACCUCCUACCUCGAAAUCCUCUACCCACAAGCCCCAGAACUCCUGCGCCUAGCCAUCCGUGCCCAACACCUCCGCCGCUGGGAAGUGCCGCGCGACAGCUACCCGGCGACGAAAAUCGGGUACCACGCGUGGCGCUCGGGAUUGCAGCGGCGCCAGGCUGCGCUGGUCGAGCAGAUAUGUGUUGAGAGUGGGUAUUCGGCGGCGGAGGCGGGGAGGGUGGGCGCGCUAGUGAGGAAGGAGGAUUUGAAGGCUGGGGAUCCGGAUACGCAGGUGUUGGAGGAUGUUGCUUGUUUGGUUUUUUUGGAUGAUCAGUUUGAUAAGUUUGAGGCGGAGUUGGCGGAUGAGGAGAAGAUGGUGGGGAUUCUGAGGAAGACUUGGGGGAAGAUGUCCGAGAGGGGACGGGAGGAGGCUUUGAAGAUUAGGUUGUCGGAGAAGGCGGAGAGGUUGGUUGGGAUUGCUUUGAGUGGGUGA
Molecule: messenger RNA, 588 nt
Organism: Penicillium bovifimosum
Lineage: Eukaryota; Fungi; Ascomycota; Eurotiomycetes; Eurotiales; Aspergillaceae
Product: DUF4202 domain-containing protein
Exons: 1
Coding region: 1-588 (195 amino acids)
Source: RefSeq, a predicted model, not a curated record